AAUCAAUGCUAGCAGAAAGUAAUACAAUUGUUUAAAACAGAAAGGCAACUUUCGUAAUUAGCAUCAAACACGUUUAAAACCAAACUUUGGUUUUUCAGAAUAAUUACCAGAGUGAGAGCUCUUCCUACCGUUCUUGACUUUGAAGUGGUCCUCGCGGGAGCGAAAACCUGCGCAGCUCUGAUGCGUCACAACAGUGUUAGAUAAUAAACAGGAAAUGUACUUAUAUGUGCACGAACUACUUUAGAUGUGAGCGAAAGAAAAUAAAAAUAAAAACCAUUCAAAUCAACAAUGUGUUGAUUUGUCUCUGAGAACGGAUGUUUGUCAAAAGAGCUGCAAGAAGAAAAAUGUCUUUGCUAAGAUUCUUUUCAGAAAAUGAUAAACAUAAAGGGCUUUAAGAAAUUAGUACAAGGAAGUCAUGGAAUUAUUUUUGAGGAACUUUGUUGGCGUGCAACUUCUUCGAUGUUUGCAUUCUUUUAAAGACUGAAAGCUUCUGGUGAAAAAUAUACAUUCAAAGUCAGUCAGAAAUGAAAAUGUUAAGCAUUGAGAGUUAUGACUCCAAAACUGAAAUUACGAAAGAAAACUUCCUGUAUAGAAAGACAGACGGAAGUUUGAGUUUGGUAUUUUUAAAGCCUGCCUCACAGAUUUCUUCAUCUUUGCUCAGAGGUUCAGCUCUGAGGAGGAGCAGGGAAGAAUGCAGGUCCAGCAGCUGGUGAUUGUCUGGAGCUUCAAGGUUCUCCUGGCAGGAGCAGAAACACCAACAAUCACAUAUACAUUCACUAAAACCUGUGCAGCUGAAGGGUCCACUGUCCUCCUGCCCUGCAGCUUCACUCCAUCAACAGAAGUCAUCGGAGCAGAAGGAAAAGAUCCACGGAAGAUCGUCAGAGUCCUCUGGUGCAGAAAACAUCCCAUCUGUCAUGUAACCGCUCCUUCAGUGUUUGACAGUGAAGCCCCAGACACAGAUUCUCGUUUUCAGUACCUGGGAGACAAGAAGGGAAACUGUACUUUACAGAUCACAAACAUUCAGCUGGAAGAUGCAGAAACGUAUCGCUUCAGGAUGGAAGCUGAAGAUCCUGCUGGACAUUUCACCAACAGAACAGGAGUGACAGUCAGAGUAGAAGAAAAUCCUCUCAUGAGCGUAACAGGAAGUAACGGCUCAGAGGUCAGAGGUCAGACAGUUUCCCUUCAGUGCACCACUUCAUCCUGCACCUUUCAUGGUGUCAGCAUCACCUGGUUGAAAGAUGAUCACGCCCUCCCAGAGACUGGCCCCACCCUUCAUCUGGGCCCCCUGACUGCAAAGGAUUCUGGGAACUACAGCUGUGCUCUGGGGACCAAAAGGCGGUCGGGUCUGUUCAGGCUGCAGGUGGAGGCUGACUCUGCAGGAGGAACGUCUCUGAUCCUCAGUGUGGUGCUGAAGAUCCUGCUGGUGGUCAUCGCUCAUCUCACUGUGCUCCUCUUCAUCAAAAGGAGGCGAGCUGCAGCUCCAGGACCUCCUCUGGGACCUUCAGCAAACGAAGGAAUCUCCUCACAUCAGAGGAGGCGUUUAAGGAGGUGAAGCUCAAGUCCACAUCCGUCUUUGAGCUCCUGGAGCAGAAAGGUCACCUUUAUGCAGGAGUGUCUGAUGAUAAACCUUCAAGAAAUGUUUAAAAACUGCAGCUUCCAAAGAUAUUUUGUUUUUUUUUUCAACAGUUGCUCAAAAAGAAAAAUGUUCAGCAUUAAAAUAAAAAUGUUUUUGGCUUUGGGUUUGUCUCCAGUCUCUCUGUCAAAUGUUUUUAUUUUUUUUAAAACAAAGUGAUUAAUUUGUUGUUUCUGAACAAAGAACAGAAAUGUGUCAGUAAAAAAGUGAA
Messenger RNA from Oryzias latipes (Japanese medaka), 1844 nucleotides. RefSeq names its product coxsackievirus and adenovirus receptor homolog. Lineage: Eukaryota; Metazoa; Chordata; Actinopteri; Beloniformes; Adrianichthyidae. The record is from RefSeq and is a predicted model, not a curated record.